Molecule: messenger RNA, 5119 nt
Organism: Pangasianodon hypophthalmus (striped catfish)
Lineage: Eukaryota; Metazoa; Chordata; Actinopteri; Siluriformes; Pangasiidae
Gene: ehd4
Product: EH-domain containing 4
Exons: 6
Coding region: 181-1821 (546 amino acids)
Biological process (GO): endosomal transport; endocytosis
Cellular component (GO): cytoplasm; plasma membrane
Molecular function (GO): protein binding; calcium ion binding; GTP binding
Source: RefSeq, a predicted model, not a curated record
GCUCAGGUGACGGCUGCUCAGCUGGAUGCGCGCGGACACACAGGCAGAGCCGCUGCUAACGGUAAGAGCUGCUAACUCUCAGCUGAGACGCACACAGAGGAAACAUUUGUCCCCUUGCUACGGAAAAGCGAAGUACAGUUGCACAAUACUGGUUGGGAGGGAAAAAAACAGGUCAGCAUUAUGUUCAGCUGGGUGAACAAGGAGCAGGGUGGAAGAAACAAGGAGGGCGACAUGUUUCAAACGGUGACUGAGGGACUUCAGAGUCUCUAUACUAAAAAAUUACUGCCUUUAGAAGAAGCCUACCUUUUCCAUGACUUCCACUCCCCGGCCCUGGAAGAAGCGGAUUUCCAGAGCAAGCCCAUGGUCCUUCUGGUGGGACAGUACUCCACAGGAAAGACCACUUUCAUAAGGUAUUUGCUGGAGCAGGAUUUUCCUGGUAUGCGGAUUGGGCCUGAGCCGACAACAGAUGGCUUCAUUGCUGUAAUGUACGGGGAGAGCGAGGGAGUUGUACCUGGAAAUGCGCUGGUGGUGGACCCCAAGAAACCUUUCCGGAAACUCAAUGCCUUUGGAAACGCCUUUCUGAACAGGUUCAUCUGCUCUCAGGUCCCCAACCAAGUCCUGCAGAGCAUUAGCAUCAUUGACACACCGGGUAUAUUGUCUGGAGAAAAACAGCGUAUUAGCAGAGGCUAUGAUUUCUCUGAAGUUCUGCGAUGGUUUGGUGAGCGUGUAGAUCGCAUCAUCCUCCUCUUUGAUGCCCACAAGUUGGAUAUCUCUGACGAGUUCUCUGAGGCUAUCAAGGCCUUCCGUGGCCAGGACGACAAGAUCCGUGUGGUUCUAAACAAGGCCGACCAGGUGGACACACAACAGCUGAUGCGUGUCUAUGGGGCUCUGAUGUGGUCUCUGGGCAAAGUUAUCAACACCCCGGAGGUGGUGAGGGUGUACCUGGGCUCCUUCUGGGCCAAGCCACUGCAGAACACAGACAACCGCCGGCUCUUUGAGGCUGAAGCACAGGACCUUUUCCGGGAUAUCCAGGCCCUGCCACGCAAUGCUGCCCUGCGCAAGCUCAAUGACCUCAUCAAAAGAGCCAGACUUGCCAAGGUGCAUGCCUACAUCAUCAGCUAUCUGAAAAAGGAGAUGCCUUCUUUGUUCGGGAAAGAGAAGAAGAAGGAGGAAUUGAUUGCACACUUACCUGAGAUCUAUCAAAUGCUGCAGAGAGAGCACCACAUAUCACCUGGAGAUUUCCCCAAUGUCAACAAGAUGCAGGAGCAACUCAUGCACUACGACUUCAGCAAGUUCCCCUCCCUGAAAAUGAAGCUGAUUGAAUCAGUGGACAAGAUGCUGAGCAACAAGAUUGCACAGCUGAUGAACAUGAUCCGGGAGGAGGAAGGCAAGCAGCCAGCUCAGAUGGUGAUGGGUGGGGCUUUCGAAGGCUCUGAGGAUGGACCAUUCGGCCACGGCUAUGGCGAGGGCGUUAGUGCUGGAGCAGACACUGAGGACUGGAUUGUGAGUCGUGACAAGCCACGGUACGAUGAGAUCUUCUACACGCUGAUGCCCAUCAACGGCAAGGUUACUGGCGUCAAUGCCAAGAAGGAGAUGAUGAACUCGCGCCUGCCCAACACUGUGCUCGGAAAGAUCUGGAAGCUGGCCGACUGUGACAGAGAUGGCAUGCUGGACGAUGAGGAGUUCGCCCUGGCUCAGCACCUCAUAAAGAUCAAACUGGAGGGCUACGAGCUGCCCUCAGAGUUACCGCCCCACCUGGUGCCCCCCAGCCACAGGAAGAACCCCACUGCAGACAUCUUGUACAACCACCAGGACGACUAAGUCCCAGAUGUGACAACAGCAAAAACACAGAUAUUCAUAUAUGAACAUUAGCCAACAACUCACAUCGCAGCCUUGAUAGGAUAAUUCAACCAAGUGCUAAUGUGGAUAAAAAUAAAUAAAAUUUUCUGUUGCUAAUUAGCUUCAUUUUGCUUUCUAAUGAUAUGCCUUAUAUAGUACAUAGUUUAAUGUUAUUCUUAACAUGAGAACCACCUAACCACUUCACAAAAGAUGAUCUCAGACUUACAGGUAGAGAGCGGUCUGCUUUUGACAAUGCACACGCUACACAUACGUUUGACAUACGUUCGACAACAGGUUAAGUAAUGCCAUUUCUGAGUGAGUUGACACUGCCAAAGCUGCAGCCAAAGUAAAUCAUCCAGCAAACUAAAAAACUGUGAACCUGGGAUACAUAACAUGCGCACACUAUAUGGCCAAAAGUAGCUGGACAGCUGAUCAUUACACCCAUAUGUGGUUCUUCCCCAAACAGUUGCCACAAAGUUGGAAGCACGCAAUUGUAUAGGAUGUCUUUAUGCUGUAACAUUAAGAUUUCCUUUCACUGGAACUAAAGGGCCCAAACAUGUUCCAGCAUGAUAAUGCCCCUGUGCACAAAGUGAGGUCCAUAAAAAAUGGUUUACCAAGUUUGGAGUGGAAGAACUUGAGUGGUCUGCACAGAGCCCUGUCCUCAACCCCACUGAACAUGUCUGGGAUGAAUUGGAACACCAGCUUCAUGCCAGGCCUUCUUACUGGACAUCAGUGCCCAACCUCUUGUGCUUUUGUGGCUGAAUGGGUACAGAUCCCCACAUCCACAGUCCAAAAUCUAGUGAAAAAUCUUCUCAGAAUUCUCUUAUAUUUCUCAUAGAAUGGGAUGUUUAAUAGUCAGAUGUCAGCAUACUUUUGGCCAUAUCGUGUAUUUAAAUUGAAGUUGUCAUCACUAUUAUUCUUUUCAUCAUGAGUUUGUAUUAUGCGGGUGUACAAGUGUGAAAGGAGUGUUUUAUUGGUAGCUAGUGUGUUAUACAACCACGUCUGUAUCUGCAGAUCUAGCACACAGUCUAGGUAAUAGGAAAUAUCAUUUGAAUCCUAAUGGCAAAUCAUUGCCAAUAUUAUUUUGCAGUUUGUUCUCUGAUAGUGACACUGGCUUUAUUCAGCAAAGUUGCAUAGAAAUGAGCACAGAAAUGAGCUCAGAUUGAUCCGAUUCCUGAAGCCGUCACGUCAUCAUCAUAUCCAUAUGAGACCCCAAUUUGCCAUUUUAUAUAUAUAUCUAAUUUACAUGAAACAUCAUAAUUUAUGCUGUUGCAACAGGGAACCAAAAAAAGGUAAAUAUUCAUCAGUCUACAGUUAUCUAAGAUUUACAAAAAUAUACAGUGUUAACAGGUCCAACAUGAUGCAAUCCUUUCUAUUUACUGAAAUAGUUUUACAUAGUUGAAUAUAGAUAGUUAUUAGUUUAGUGUGUGUGUUUUUUUAUUUUAUUUUAUUUUUAUUAAGCUGUUCAAAGCCAAAAUCAGGCAGAAAAUGGAAUUGUUUUCCAGCCUCACUUAGUAGUUAUGGCUAUGUUUUAGUAUGGCUACUAACAAGUAGUUAUGGCUAUGGUUAUUAAUUUUAGAACUCAAAAAGGUCAGAUUUAACUGAAGUUAGAUUUAAACAAUGAAAGAAAUGAAUCAAACACUGAAAAUCAGGCUCCUAAAAUAAAUAUAAUUGCAUCUAGGAUGUUUUAGUGUUUAGUGAAAUUUUGCAAUAACCUCAAAAAUGUGUGAUAUCCCGGUGUCCCGUCUGCCCAACACUCUACAUCCUGGUCAGAGCUUCAUUAUCAUUCUUUUUAUUAUUACUCACUGGCUGUUAGUCUCCUCACUAUACUUCUGAUGAUACUGGUUGACUUGAUUAUUUAGCUGAUUUUUUUUCAGGUUCCUAAAAUAUUGUGUUCAGAUUUACAAGCACUCUGAGUUUGAAGCACAGAUCCAACAAAGAUGAAACUGAUGAAUGAGGAAAUUGGCACUGUAAUUUACACGCAUUCAAUUUACAAUCAGAUAAGACCAUACAUAACUUUGAGGAAUAAGGGCCAAUGUUGUAUUCCAAUUUUGUAUUAAAGGGCAUCUCACGGUUUUAAUCUGUAGGCUUACAUUUUGAAAGAGUUGGUCAUUAUACACAAUAAUGUGUAUAUAUUAACAACAAAAAAUUCUUAAUAAUUCUAAUGCUAAUAAUCAGCUGCUACUGAGACUUCAGCUCAUGCUUGUUUGUCCAGGUGAAGCGUUGUGCUGGAAAACAAAUCAAAUCACCUUUACUUUAUAUAAAAAUUUAAAAAUUAAUUUCGUUCAUCUAGAUUUCAGAAAAAGCAAACUGCUUUAGGUUACUGCAAACAAAAUGCACUAAAUGGACCUUGUUUCUUGUUGAUGUUAGCGUAUUAUGUGGCCUUUUCACUGGAGGUCAGUGUGUCACUUGCUUCAGUGUCUCCUGAGAUAUUAGUGUGAUAUUUACAGUUACAAUUAACAGGAUCAUUUUUAAAUGCUAAAUGGUUCUCAUCUUUUUUUAAUGCAAGUCUUUAUCUGUUACACAGUUUUGUUCAUGUAAUAAUUUCCUCCAGUGUUACAUCACACCAGAUGCUCAGUGAACAUUGGUAUAGAGUUACACCCGGCCUCAUUAGUAGCUCCAAAGCGUUAUUAUUCACAGUAAACCCUCAGUACAGCACUGUCUAUUUAUUCAUGAUUAGAAUAUACAAAUAUUGUAUUCUUACAGUAUUCUUCAAAUGAAUGUGUUCAACUGACUAGUUUUCUUUGCAAUCUGUGUUUAUGAAGAGAUAGGCUCUUUGAGGACACUGUACUUAAUGAAGAACAAUUUCAGUUUUAAGUAAAGAGGUUUAGAGUGUAAUGAGGGGAAAAGGUGCUUGUAAGUUGUUGCAUAAAGAAUGUGUAAUGUAUAUAACUAACCAUUAAAUGACUUGUUCAGUUGAUGCAGUUUAUUAUCACCAAAUGGCUAACUUUUUUUUGACGAUCUGCCUUUUUUCAUGAGUAUGUUGUUUUUAAUCAAUGUAAUACUGUUACCUAUGAGGCAAAAUAGUGUAAAACAGCAAUCUGAUUUCAAACUAAUUUGUGUAACUUUAUUUUGAGUAUUUCUCGACCAAUAUUCUAGAAAUACAAUAAUUAUACUCAUUUUAGUUUUUUAUUAUUUUACCCAACAACUGAAAAAGUACUCUGAUUCUUUCAUAAGUGCUUUUCAUGUUCGUUUGUACUGCAAUGACUGUAAAGAAAUAACACUUAUAUACUCCGCUUUGAAAUAAAGGAAUAUGUAGAUAUUAAAUAAUAUUUAACAA